Molecule: messenger RNA, 3268 nt
Organism: Dendrobium catenatum
Lineage: Eukaryota; Viridiplantae; Streptophyta; Magnoliopsida; Asparagales; Orchidaceae
Exons: 7
Coding region: 918-2612 (564 amino acids)
Biological process (GO): transmembrane transport; metal ion transport
Cellular component (GO): membrane
Molecular function (GO): metal ion transmembrane transporter activity
Source: RefSeq, a predicted model, not a curated record
ACCAAGCUACUAAACUCGCCCAAUGUACUCACGAUGUCACUUUCUUGUCAAGGCUGUUCGCUGACAAAACUUAGCUACUCACCCUACAUACUCACCACCAAACUAGGGCUUUUGCAAAGAUAUGUCGCCAAGGGUGCCUGUCCUCAAUCUAGAACCCACACGAAGUUCUCGCCAAGUUGAAAAUUUCUAUCCAAACCUCCGUGUUGGAUUCUCUCUCCUAGAAUUGUUUGUUAACUCAGGUUGACUUGCCCUUCUUUACCUGAAGGGUUAAUCAAAUUUUUUUGUAAGCAAAUUUACUUAAAGAGAAUCUUUAAUCUUAAUUGCCCUCUUUUCUUUGUGCUUGGUCUGUAUCCGUCGUAAGGUCUUGAUAUCUUUUCACAAACAAUGAUCCAAUAAUAAUCCCAUAAUUAUUUAACCUAUUUGUAUACCUACAGGUUAAGAACUAAAUAUUUGGUAAAAAACAAGCAUAAAUGUUUAUUAAUUUGGACUAUUAUUAAUGUAUUAGUGUGAUGAGGGGCUGACAUUUUAAAAACAUGAAGGUGGGUUGAUGGGAGGCUUCCAGUUAAACUAGGGUUAGCUAUAAUUGAAAUAAGCUGUUUGGGGCAUUUUGGGGUUAAAGCAAACAAGCUCUUAAUUUCAAUCCCAGGCACUGUACUACUUGGCCUCCUUUUUUCUUCUAUUAAGCGUCUUGUGCGGCAGGUUCAAUGAAUAUGUUCUAGAUUUUCAGCAUGGUUUAAUUCUUUUUUCACUUUCCCUCAAUGAUGAUUUGCAAUCUGCUAUCUUAAUUUGAACUGACUCCUCGACAUGUUAUCAGUUGAAGGACCUCAGACUAAUUCUUCCAAAGCAUCUCAGAAUCUUGUAUGCUUAGCAGCCUCAAAUAGAAUUUCUGUGAUUUCCAUUGAUUAAGUAAAAUUAGCAUGGAAAACCAUAAACCUGCUUCAGGUAAUAAGUCUAGCAAGCAAGAGUUUCAAAAGUUUCAUUCAGGUAGAGAGGGUGCACCUGUAUGCGACCUUUGGACUGAUGGGCUUAUAUGUGCUUUUGAGUUUGUUCGAGGAUCCAGCCUUACUACAGAAAAGCAUAGUUCUAGGCCUCAAACAAUGCAUCGAAGUGAUGAUCAAAAUCUAAGGAGACAAGCAGCAAGAACUAUCUCAAGCCAUCCUCCUGUUCAAAACUUGAAUGAUAACACGUUAAGGGAAGUCCACUCUCUCAUAGACCUAAAUAGUCCAUCUACUGUAAGAGCUGAUGAUGGUCCUUGUUCUCCUUGUCACAAUGAAAAUGUGCACUAUAGGAACCAAAUUGCUGAUAACUAUUGGGUUCCAAUUGGAUGGGCAAGGAUUUCAGAACUAGUACAGAUUGUCCAAGUUGAUGCUAAAUGGUCUUCACAGCAAAUAGACUUGAUGGAGGAUGAAGAUGAUUUCACUGUUGCCGGUGUUGUUGCUCCUUACUGGGAGCGUCCUGAAGGACCCAUAUGGUGGUGUCAUGUAUCUGCAGGCCAUCCUUCUGUUGAUUCAUGGCUCAGUAAUGCUCACUGGCUACAUCCAGCCAUAAGUAUAGCUUUGAGAGAUGAAAGCAGGCUUAUUAGUGAACGUAUGAAAUACCUUCUGUAUGAGGUUCCCGUCAGAGUGGCUGGAGGGCUGUUAUUUGAGUUGCUGGGGCAGUCAGUCGGUGAUCCAUUUUGUAAUGAAGACGAUAUACCAAUUGUGCUUCGUUCUUGGCAAACUCAAAAGUUUUUAGUAACUGCAAUGCAUGUUAAAGGUUGUGCAUCAAGCAUAAAUGUUCUGGGCAUCACUGAAGUGCAGGUAGAGCUACUUCUUGCUGGUGGAAGUGCAGCUCCUAAAUCAGUGCAUGAGGUCAUAGCACAUUUAACUUGUCGCCUUUCUCGGUGGGAUGAUAGACUAUUUCGCAAGUUUGUUUUUGGAGCUGCGGAUGAAAUUGAGUUGAAGUUUGUGAACAGGAGAAAUUAUGAGGAUCUAAAUCUACUCAGUAUAAUACUAAACCAAGAAAUCAAAAGGUUGGCAACACAGGUUAUUAGAGUUAAAUGGUCAUUACAUGCGAGGGAGGAGAUCGUCUUUGAGCUUCUGCAGCACUUGAGGGGAACAGCCACAAGAAGUCUACUGGAAGGAAUCAGAAAGAGCACACGAGAAAUGCUAGAGGAGCAGGAAGCAGUGCGUGGGCGGCUCUUCACCAUUCAAGAUGUUCUUCAAAGCACAGUUCGUGCAUGGUUGCAGGAUAAAAGUCUGAGAAUCACUCAUAAUCUGGGGAUUUUUGGCGGUUGUGGACUGAUUCUCUCUAUAAUAACUGGCCUAUUUGGGAUCAAUGUGGAUGGAAUCCCCGGGGCUGAGAAUACUCCAUAUGCAUUUGCACUAUUUUCUGGAGUUCUCUUCUUCAUCGGAUUCAUAUUAAUUGGGCUUGGUAUGCUCUAUCUCGGGUUAAAGAAGCUCACAACUGAAGAGCAGGUCAACGUUAGAAAGCUUGAGCUGCAGCAGCUGGUUUCCAUGUUCAAACAUGAUGCGGAGACACAUGCGAAGGUUCGAGAAGGUGUCUCAAGGCAUAACUUGCCACCAACUGCUGCAGAUAUGUUAAACGGUGCUGACUACAUUCUUAUUACCUGAGCACUGUACUGGAGCUACCAACAAGUAGCAGAAGAGGAUCUCAGUCAUCUGCUAUAGAGUGUAGCAGCUUGUGACAUUUUCUCAUCCUUACGAGAAAGUGAUGAAUAUUCAAGUCUCCUCAAAAGAUCCGAGUCUCCUGUUGAGUAUCAUCUCUUGCUAGAAAUGGCUACAAGAUCGCAACUAUUUCUGUGCUGAUGGUCUUCAUUUCUUGUUAAUUUGCUCUGAAUAAAAGCAAUGAAAAAAAUGACAAUCGAUUGCAGUUAUCAGCAGCUUUGGAUUUCGUUUGGGGCGGCUUUCUUAAUGCUUUCUAAAGCAUCUUUCUAAUACAAUAAUUUAUAGUUCAAAAAAUUUUUGUACUGAAAAGCUGCUUUAAAAAACAGUAAAAAAGUCGUCCCAAACGAAGCCUUAGCUUAAUGCUGUAAUGUUGGUUAUAGUCACAUCCAUUGUAAGAUUUUAUAAAUCUUUCAAUGAACAAUGCUUCUUGUACCGCUAAAAUUAACAUGCAUGUUAACUUAUUUGGUUGUGGUGCAUGCAUAAGAGAAUCAUGGAGUGAUGGGUUGGUGGGUUUAUGUAUUUUUACAUAAUGUAUAAUACAGAAGUCUUGUAAAAAUGUGUUAACUUAUUGGAUGGAAAGAGCAUUUCCUAUUUCGAAGUUC